AUGACCAAAACCCCAAGACAGACCAAAAAUAGCAAGACAAGUACUAAAGUGGCACAGAAUGGAUUAUUAAAAAAGAACCAGAUGCAACUGAAACUGAAAACACCACUAGCAAGCAGGGAGAUGAAUGAAGGGUAUUUAAGGGACCAAAUAUGGAUUAAGGAG
This is a messenger RNA of Racocetra persica, 162 nucleotides long. NCBI's taxonomy places the organism in Eukaryota, Fungi, Glomeromycota, Glomeromycetes, Diversisporales, Gigasporaceae. The record is from the annotation of a GenBank genome assembly.